Molecule: messenger RNA, 7458 nt
Organism: Lutzomyia longipalpis
Lineage: Eukaryota; Metazoa; Arthropoda; Insecta; Diptera; Psychodidae
Product: phospholipid-transporting ATPase IF
Exons: 11
Coding region: 2989-7056 (1355 amino acids)
Biological process (GO): phospholipid translocation
Cellular component (GO): endoplasmic reticulum; trans-Golgi network; plasma membrane
Molecular function (GO): ATPase-coupled intramembrane lipid carrier activity; magnesium ion binding; ATP hydrolysis activity
Source: RefSeq, a predicted model, not a curated record
GUUCUAACGAAAAGAAGUUGCGGGGAUUGUGUGAAAAUCUGCUGAAAAAUUUUCUCAAGUAUUCGUGUGUAUAGACCUUAAAUUGGUGCGAAUGGGUUAUUCAGUUUGGCAAAAAAGAGGUUUUUUUUUCUUAACUUCACGCUAAAUUAUAGCUUGACAAUUAAAAGACGAAUUAGCACUUCCCUCUCGAAGUUAUAUUUCGUAUUUUGGCGACAGUAUUGCGCUAUGGUUGCUUGAGACGUCGAUCUUCAGAAGAUCGCCUGCCGUUUAACAACACAGACGCGCAUAUUUAAGAGAUUUUGCAAGUGCUCCAAUGUGGACAAAGUGAAACAACAUAUUGAAUAUAUUGUGCCAUGCUGGUGGUGUCCCAAGGACGGCAAUAAUUAGUGAUUAGUUGUAUAAACGAAUAAAAAAAAACAAGAGGCUCAUUGUUAUGGAUCUCUUUAACAGUCGCAUAACACUCAACUACAACACUUGUCGUUACGUCCCUCAGUGAUCUUUUGUAUGAAGUUCAGUAGUGUCGCACUUCCGGGAGGAAUUGCCUCCCAACCUUCUUUACCACCCCAAAGCAUACCAUGGAGUGCCGAAGAAGCAGAUUUACCAAUAAUACUUCGCAAUUUCUCAAUCCAGCUGCUCCAGAAUUUUGUGCGUCUUAAUUUUUGUGCAAAGCCCAAAAUCUACCAAUAUAGUUCGAGGUUGUGCAUGAACUCAAUUGACCCAGUGAAUAUAAACAUUCUCCAGAGUAGAGAAGAAGAUAGUUUACAAUAUCUCAAGAUAGUAGUCAAAUGAAACAUUUCACAAUUGUGACAACGUUUAUGUUUUUAUGGAAAUAUCUCACUGUAAGUUACUCCUUCACUCCUUUUUAUUAUUAAUCUCAAUAUUUUUUUAUUAUGUCCGCAAUUAAGAAAGAAAUAAAAGAUAUUUUGUUUUAUUGUAACAGACGUUAUAUACUUUUUAUUAGUAGCUAUGUAUGUAUGUAUGAAUGGUGGAGAAGGAUUGAGCGCUUUGUAAAUGUGAUCUUUUAUUUAAGCUCAAUUUGAGAAAAAUUGGUCAAGUAGAACGUAAAACGCCACUGAAAAAAUUUCGCAAAUAACUUAGAAUCGUUAUAAGUCGGUCAAGAAUACCAAAUAAAUUUUCGGAUUAAUGGGUCAUUUUUUGCAUAAUUUCUAUAACUUCUCUCGAUUAAUCAAACAAGAUAAUAUCGAACAGAUUAUUCUUAUAUGGAUAAUUUAUUUCCAAUCAUAUAUGUUUUGUUAUUUAAUCAUCCAGUACUAUGGUUCAAAUGUGAAAGAGUUAAUCCCUAAAAAAAUUGAUAGAAAGUUUUUGUGCCACCUUAUUAAGCUUUUAUUGAGUCGCAAAUAAAAAAAAAACAUUCAUCCCGAUUUUAUAUCUAAGAUUUUAAAGCCUAAACAAAGGAAAAUCAUGCCUUGUUUGAAAGACUUGAGCCUAACUUAAAAAACUUAGGCCUAACUUUCAGAACUUAAUUCUAGAAAAAAAAAACUAAAGCCUAGUUUAAGAACAUUUAAAGCUUUUGUUAAAAUUCUUAAGCUGAAAUUAGUAAGGAGUUACCUCCUAUGCUUUGAUAAUUCCUAAAUAUUUUGCAUUUCUAAGGACUCACAAACUUUCAGGAUCAGUGAAGAAAAACAAAAAAUGUCAAAAUCUGGAUUUUUGUGAAAAAUAUCUUGUUUGAGUUCAAAAAAAUAUUUCUAGAACAUUUGCUGUCUUAGAUAUUUCGUGAUAUUUAAAGGAUUAAAAGAGGUUACGCCCUCUCUCCCUUAUUCCAGUAAAUAAUCAGAAUAAUAAAGUCUAUAAUUUUUUGCGUUUGGGAAACCUAAAACAUAGGUACUUAAAGUAAGUUUCGCCCAAAUCAGAACGAACCACAAAUUCUCUUUCAAAUGACUUCAAUACCAAGGUAUAUUGCCCAUAUUAUGGAAUACCAAUUAUAGUGUUGUUACACAAUGAAUGGACGACAAUGUUCUUUUUUUAUUGUUUUUCACUGAGAAUUGCGUGGAGUUUGCAUGAAAGAAUUGACUGAGAAUUUUCAUGAAUGGGUACUUAAAAGCCGACUGAAGAACAUUUUGGAGAAAAUUAUCUUGAAGGUCACAAUGUUAUUCAACGCAAAAAAUCUUUUUCAUGAGGAAAUGGAUUCUUUGAUAUCUGAUAUGUCUUCUUUUGCAAUCAAUUUAUCAAAUCACUUUUAAAUCACGGAGAGUUAAAAUGUCUUGAAAGUAUGUGGGCAAGUGGGUGAGAAUGUAUUGCAUUUAUAUACUUACAUAUUUGUGAUUUCAUGAAUGAUUGAAUGUGGUUCUGCGAAAGAGAGAACACCGGGGAGAAACCAGAGAUUAGGUGGUCGUCACUGAUAACACUUUGGCAACGUUUUUUAUCCACAACUCAGUUCAUUUUGGGGUGGAGAUCGCGCAACAGGUGCACCGCUGUGCUGUACAACACCGCAUUUGUGAGAGCAUAAUUUUCAGGAGUUCAUAUACCUACACAUAAGUAGUUCUUUUUUUUUCGUUGAACUUCAAGAGUCAAUGAAUGGGGCUGUGGGGUGUCUUUCGCGUGGGCAUUAUGGUCAAACUUAACAAUUUAAUCAAAUAUUGAGCACCUGUAUGAAGAUUUUUUUGUGAGUGCGCGGAAAUUACCAACUUUUGAGUAUUGUGCUCCACAACCAUGCUGAAAACAUGGAGUCUAUUGUGCAGUAAUUGUGUUUGCCCAACUUAUUCUUACAAAGUGAAUUGACUAUUUAUUUUCCUUACGCUCUGUUGGAAAGAGAUGAAAAGCCAUUGCGUAUGGACUGGUGAUUAUUCGCGUAUUCCACCAGGUACAACCAGGUGUAGUGAGAAGGGUUGAUAUUCUGCUGAGAAGAAAAAGCGAUCCCAAAGUGUCAAUGAAAGUGCUGUGGAGGCACUAAGUUAGAGGAAAAGGAGGAAGGAGGCAUCUCUCCUGUAGUGCAUGUGGUGGUGGUGGCAAAAGUACAUCUGAUGAAUUAUGUCACUUUCAGUUGGAACUGUCUAUACGAGACCUUGGUUCUGGAAGAAGGGAAAUCGCGUCGCUGUGCAUGGAGACUCCCUUACAAUACACAUCGGUGGUGAUCCGAAUGACAAGAAAGCCUUCAGGAAACACCGAAAUCGCAUCAAGUCCACCAAGUACACCCUUAUAACCUUCCUACCGCAGAAUUUACUUGAACAAUUCCGCCGAAUUGCCAAUUUUUACUUCCUCGUCAUGACCACAAUAGCUGUUAUAAUUGACAGUCCUGUAACACCGCUCACAUCACUGCUACCCCUUGUUUUUGUCAUUUCCGUAACAGCAAUGAAGCAGGGGUAUGAAGACUACCUCCGACAUCGAGCAGAUAAUAUGGUGAACUACUCACUUGUAACUGUGAUUCGGAAUGGCGUUGAAAUGGACAUUAAAUGCCACAACAUCGUUCCGGGUGAUCUCGUAAAGGUGGUGCGAGAUUGCGAUGUUCCCUGUGAUUUGGUCCUUCUCAAGUCAUCCGAUCCGCAUAACAAGUGCUUCAUUACAACGGCUAAUCUUGAUGGAGAAUCAAAUCUUAAGACUCUCACGGUUCCACGGGGGCUACCAUCUCUCGAUGUCGAUCGUUUGCACACACUUGGGAUCAUUGAGUGUGAAUAUCCUGUAACGGAUUUGUACUCAUUCAACGGACGGAUUGAGUUGUCUGAGACGAUAGGGAAUAGAAUGUCUGCAGUUCCGGAUUUGGAUGUGGUUAAUAACAAUUUCUUACCUCUCAUGGCGGAAAAUCUCCUUCUACGAGGAUCUCGAGUGAAGAAUACCGAAUGGGUAGUUGGGUGUGCGGUGUACACGGGUCAAAUGACCAAAUUGGCCCUAAACAGUAAAGUAACAAAGUACAAAAUGAGUUCAAGUGAAAUAUUCAUCAAUAAGUUCCUGAUAUUCUUCCUUAUUUUGCUCAUUUCCAUUGUUACCAUCUCUUAUUUUCUAAAAAGAUUUCACGAUAUGUAUCGCCAGGAACACAAUAUCUAUCUCGGUGAACCAGUUUCAAACUAUCAAGUGUCACAGUUUCUACAAGAUUACUUUUCGUUCCUUAUUAUCUUUAAUUACCUUAUCCCGAUCUCCUUGUACGUUACGAUUGAAAUUCAUAAGUUCCUCGGCUCAUUCUACAUGGAAUGGGAUCAUGAAUUGUACGACGCACCAACGAAUCAACCAUGUAUUGUCAAUACCUCAGAUUUGAAUGAGGAAUUAGGACAAGUUGAGAUUCUCUUCUCGGACAAAACUGGGACGCUGACGAAGAAUGAAAUGAUUUUCCAGCAGUGUUCAAUUAAUGGGAGAAAAUUCACGCAGAAAAGAACUGGCUUGCUGGAGGAAGGAAAACAUUUAUUACUAAAACUUCCAGAAUUUAAGGAUGAUGUUUUUAACUUCUUUCAAGCUCUAUCUGUUUGCCACACCGUUCAAGUGGCUGGCUCCGAAGACGCCGAUGCAGAGGCAUUGCACGAUAAUUCAUUAGUGCAGAGCGAUGAGACUGAUAAUAUCAAUACAACUGCUUUUACAUUUGGUGACAAUUUCACGGAUAUCAGUGAGGAACGCGAAGAGUCACCAAUUCUCGAGAUGAACGGUGUAAAUGGUGAGAGUGUUAAUGGACACGUUAAUAGUGACAUGAAUCCACUCUUAAAUAGGCAAAACACUGACAAGGACCAACAUUUUCUAGGCCUCAAUAAAUCCCUUCAUCACACACAUCUCCAAAUCCUUCCCACACGUCCAUCAAGUGAGCAUCUUCCCAAAAUGGCAGCCCUCAUCCUUGAGGGUAAACCACGUCCCUACAGCGCUGUUGGCAUGGAUAAUGCCAGUUUCAACCAUAUGCAUGAAUUUACAUUCUCACCCCAGCCGCUUAGUCGACCAAAUUCACAUGUAGACCUCAAAAGGACCAUCUCAACGGAUGCCGAUGUGCAUCAGAAGACACACCGUCGUACACAAUCCUACAAUGUACCACCUAAUAAAGCUAGUGCAUCCGCGAAUGUUGCGAGGACCCCAUCGCGGGUAUCACGACAAUCGAGUAUACGAAGUAUUGUGUCGCAGAUGAAUUCGAGAGAAUCCUAUGCGGCACCUCAGCACACAGAAGCUGCAAAAAUUGAAAGAAAUGAGUCAAUGUAUCGGAGAGGAGUUAUCCAAUCGGUUAUUGAAGAAUUGGAUUAUCAAGCAUCCAGCCCAGAUGAGAAGGCUCUUGUGGAAGCAUGUGCCAAAGUGGGAUUUGUAUACACGGGCGAUGAUGAUGAUGUUGUCACGGUUAAAAUAAAGAAAUCAGUUUUUCGUGGUGGAAAGGCCCGCAACGUUGAUACAUUGGAUUCAGUGAAGAAAAUUUUCAAAGCCGAUAAUUCAACUAUAAUGAAAUUCACGAGGCUCCAUGUGCUGGAAUUCACAUCAGACAGAAAGAGGAUGAGUGUGAUUGUGCGUGAUCAAAAGGGGCAAAUUUGGUUGUAUACAAAGGGAGCUGAGAGUCAUGUUUUGCCACUCUGUGAUAAGACCCCACGGCAAUUGAUUACCGAGACCCAGAAUCACAUUAAUGAUUUCGCCAAAUUGGGUCUUCGUACGCUAACUGUUGCAAGGAGAAAAAUCACGAAUAGCGAAUAUAUUGAAUUUUCAAACGAAAUAACUCAGGCUAAUAAUUCGCUAACAGACCGCAAAGCACUGGUGGAAAGUUGCCAACAAAAAAUAGAAAGAAAUUUAGAAUUACUCGGUGCGACUGCCGUGGAGGAUGCUCUACAGGAUAACGUUAGAGACACGCUCGAAGCAUUGCGAUAUGCUGGGAUAAAGGUGUGGGUGUUGACGGGAGAUAAAGUGGAGACUGCCUUGAAUAUUGCUCUUUCGUGUGGCCAUAUUCCGGAUGAUGCGCUUAAGCAUUUUAUUGUGGAGUGCCAGAGUGCAGAAAAUCUCGAGGAACAACUCAAUGUAUUCGAGAAUGAACUGAAUUUGCAUAAGGAUGAGAAUUUUGCGCUACUCAUUGAUGGUGGUAGUUUGGCAUUUGCUCUCUCCAAAUUCCCCGAACGCUUCAGGGAUUUAUCGGUGCGUUGUCGAGCUGUGCUCUGUUGCAGAUUGAGUCCACUGCAGAAAUGCGAAGUGGUGCAUCUCAUGAAGACUGUUGCUGGGCAUCCAAUUACAGCAUCAAUAGGGGAUGGUGCUAAUGAUGUCUCCAUGAUACAGGAAGCACACGUGGGUCUGGGGAUUGUGGGGAAAGAAGGACGUCAAGCUGCACGUUGUGCCGACUAUGCUUUUGCCAAUUUUGCAAUGGUGAAACGAAUGCUCCUCGUUCACGGGCACUACUUCUCGCAGCGUCUAUCCCUCCUUGUUCUCUACUUCUUCUACAAGAACCUUGUCUUUAUGACGAUCCAGCUGUACUUCCAAAUCAACAGUAUGUUCUCCUCCCAAACAGUUUACGAUGCUCUUUUUCUUACUCUCUACAAUGUUGUCUACACUGCCCUUCCCAUCCUUGUUAUUUCACUCACCGAAAAAGUAUAUCCUAUGGACAAACUUAUGAGUGAACCACCGCUUUAUAAGAAAAAUAUACGAAACAAGAGGCUACAGUGGAAUUACUUUUGCGGAUGGAUGCUUCUGGCCGUUUAUCAUUCUUCCGUCAUAUACGUGUCUGGCUUUCUUAUGUGGAACAAUAAUCCUGCCAUCCUCACCACCCCACAAACAGUGAAUUUCUACUGCUACGGAACGUUCAUGAUACACAACGUGGUGAUAUUGGUAAACUUGAAAUUGUGGCUCAGCUCAUCAUACCAAUCAUAUUGGUUUAUCUUCUCCAUUUGGCUUUCCAUCGUUGGCUUCGUCCUUACGACAUUCAUCUACAAUCUCUUUAAUUUGGACCUCCUCAAUGGUGAUAUGCUAAGUGUUUACUCAAAUCUCUUAUCAUCACUCACCUUCUGGCUCCUUUGCCUUGUGGUUGUUAUCGCAGCACUCAUUCCCGAUUUCACAAUUAAAGCCCUUCAAGCGCUAAAUGUAAACUGCUCAUCAAUAUUUCCGGGACAAAAGAAAGUACCCACAACUAAAUCUCGAUGUACUUUCUUCGAGAUGACACGCCUUUGAGCCAGCUUAUGGACAAAAAAGUCCCUUUGCAUGAGAGAUUGAGACAUGACGUGAUUUUUUUUAUAGUAAUUUAAAACUCAAGCAAUAUAAGAUAUGAAAGUGAUUCAUUUUUUGUUUAAUGAGUGUGAAUUCUAGUGAAGUGAAUUGAUUUUAUACCUUUUAAAAGAAUUUGCAAACAGUGUAGGUAUAUAUGUAGUUGUGCAACUGAUAAAGAACAUUUUUAUGUAUUUGCAAGGAAAUGCCAAGAACGUAAUCAUUUCCGUCACGAUCCUUUUUUUUAGUUACCAAAAAGUUGUAUUAUGUUAUAUUGUAUUGAAGAAAAAUAGAAAUAAUAUGUAUAUAUGAAUGUAUGUAUAUAUGCUUGAUCCCAGUGCGAGAAUAAAAGCUUCUCAGGACAAUCAA